Molecule: messenger RNA, 1131 nt
Organism: Danaus chrysippus (African queen)
Lineage: Eukaryota; Metazoa; Arthropoda; Insecta; Lepidoptera; Nymphalidae
Source: the annotation of a GenBank genome assembly
AUGGUCAGUUUCGAUGUACAGUCAUUAUUCACUAAUCUACCUGUUCUUGACUGCAUUGAGAUUGUAAGAGGUAAGUUAAAGGAUAAUAAGAUGCAUAUUGAAUAUUCAGAAUUGUUAAAGCAUUGCCUAACAUCUGGCUAUCUCAUGUGGAAGGAUGAAUUCUACAUACAAGUAGAUGGAGUAGCAAUGGGUUCGCCGGUUUCCCCCGUUGUCGCAGAUAUAUUCAUGGAAGACUUCGAGGUGCGAGCCCUUAGGUCUCCUACAAUAAGACCCUUAAUUUAUAAAUGCUAUGUAGAUGACACUUUCACAAUAUUAAAUAAAAACAAAACAUCUGCUUUCUUGAACCAUCUUAAUUCUAUCAAUAAUAAGAUCCAGUUUACUAUAGAAUUAGAGGCAAAUAAUUCUUUAGCUUUCCUUGAUAUACUAGUCAUCAGGAAUCCUGACAAUACUUUGGGACAUACUGUUUAUAGGAAACCCACACAUACGGAUAGAGGCCGAGCUGCAGCAUGUAAGACGUGCUCUGACCAUCAACAACCUGCCCCUGCCUCGCCAGCAUUGAAGAACCAGAUAAACCCACCUACAGUUGAGCGACAACCUGGAAUUCUACCAUAUGUAAAGGGAGUUACUGACAGAAUAGGCAACAUCUUGAAGAAGGUUUCAAUCAAGACUAUUUAUAAACCACAUAAGAAAGUUAGCCAAUUCUUGAGAUCAAUCAAGAGUAACAUUCCUUUACAACAAGCGGGUGUAUAUAAACUUGAUUGUGACUGUGGCUUGUCAUACAUCGGACAGACAAAGAGAAGCAUCGGUACAAGGGUUAAGGAACACAUUUCAGACGUCAGGAAUAGGCGCGCGUCGAAGUCAGCAGUGUGCGAACAUGCAUUGGACAAACCAAGCCAUUACAUUAGAUUUGAUAAACCACAGAUCCUCGCUCGUGAAGACAGAUAUAUACCAAGGUUAAUCCGCGAGGCUAUUGAAAUUAAAAAACACCCCAAUUUCAAUAGAAAAGAUGGCUGGAACCUAUCAAACCCCUGGGAUCCUCUUCCUAAAAAUAUAAAAUCCCAUGUCCGUGACCACACCGCAGGACCUCGAGACACCGUUGUCGGCAUCCAGAGCGGUACACAAGACAAUUAA